AUGUCUAAGCAGGAGAUGGUAGAUUGUUUCAACGAGUUACUGAGUUAUGUAGACAAAAUCGUAGAGGAGGAUUCGAAAGAGGAUCCAAGACAACAAGAGUAUUUUCUUCAACAACCAGCUUCGAGUACUAUUAUACGUCAUGAAUUCGUUAUUGAAUUCAUUGGCCAUGCUGUGGAAUGUCUCAAGGAUCUGCUGAGCUUUUCUUACUUUGCUAAUUCAAGUUAUCCACUUCAACAGCUGGUCCAAGAACUCGUUAAGGCGUUCAUUAAAUGGAGGAGUUUGAUGAGUAUUUCAAACAGAUGCGAUGAUGAGGAUGCUAAUGUGUCUGCUUUCUUGAGAAGUAUUGAGACUGAGGUUCGUCGAGCUGUUAUAAAGGUAUACAACUAUUUACCAGAAGAAAUGAAUGAAGUGAGGGAAGAUCAAAUGUAUUAUAUGUUAGAGAUGAUUCAGAGGAGUAUUGAUCAUACUGGGGAAUAUCUUGGUGGCGUCUGCGCCCUCAGAGCCUCAACGUUGGCAGAUGAAUAUACAAGCAUUCCCAACACCACAACUGAAAUUGCAGUAGCAGUACUAACUAGCAGCAUCAAGGCUUUGCUAAAAGAUUUGAUUGGGAUAUCAGAACUUAACUUCUGUUGGAAGGGUCUGAUGAGAGAUAAUAUCGAGACCUUUCAUGAGAACUUAGACUUCUUGCACAUUUUUUUCGUUGAUUUGCCAGUACAGAUCAACUUGCAAGAUAUUCGAGAAGUGACUUUUGCUGCAGGAGUUGUCGUUAGCUUGAUGAAUGGCGAGGUGAUGAUGGAAGACAACUACAGUAAGGCUGGGGAGCUGAACCAAGCACUUGUUGAUUUUGAAGACAAGUUUGAGCAGUUCUUGUCAUCAUUAUCUAUACGACAAGAUCAGCUUAAGCUUCGCAAGACUGUCCAAUCUUUUUUGACCAAGAACAACAAUUCUAUAGGCUCUGUUGAUUUCCACUUGGACAACUUGGAGGAGAUGUAUCUUAAGGUUUUACAACCAUCUAUAAGGGAUGAUCGAUGUACGGAUCUUGUUGCACUGGUGUCUGGUAAAACUCAUGAGUUGGAAUAUAUAAUUGAUUCGCUUGCAAUUGGGGAAGUUCCUGUUUCUUGUCUUAAGCUAUGGUUGUGGGAGAUCACAAAGGAGAUAAAACAAAUUAAGGCGGAGACUGGGGAGAACAAGAUAGAUGAUCACCUCAUGACUUUCGAGGUUUCUAAAAGUCAGAUGGCAUCCAAGAAGCCAGAUGAUACCCACACGACGAACAAAGUGAUGGUGGGAUUUGAAGAUGCCAUAAAAACAGUGAGGAAGCAACUUAUUGAAGGAUCAAUAUGUUGUGUUUCCCAAGUGUAUACAGGAAAGGAGUUACUAGUUGCUCUUCUAACUGAUGUUAUGGAGCUGAAAAAAUUGGCUGAAGAUGAAUUGGCUGACAAGCUGCAAAGAUAUUUGAAAACGAAGAGAUAUUUGCUUGUGCUUGAUGAUGUUUGGGAGACUCAGGUAUGGGAUGAUUUAUAUUCAUCCUUCCCAGAUACAGGAAAUGGAAGCAGAAUACUAUUAAUAACACAACUUAAUGAAGUCGCGGAGUGUGAAGGUUUCAUUGCCCAUCAUCUUCGUCAGUUUAGAGAUGAUGAAAGUUGGACACUGCUAAAAGAGACAGUUCUCCAAAAUGAUACUAGCUUCUUUCAGGAACUAGAGAUUAUCGCAAAUGAAAUUGGCAAAAAGUGUGGAGGGCUACCUCUCUUAGUUGUUUUGGUAGCUGGUAUUCUGGCCAAGACAGACAAGGAAGUAGAAGACUGGAAGAAAGUGUUGAGAAGUGGUGUAUCUUGGGUUUUGAUGAUUUAA
Molecule: messenger RNA, 1848 nt
Organism: Solanum dulcamara
Lineage: Eukaryota; Viridiplantae; Streptophyta; Magnoliopsida; Solanales; Solanaceae
Product: putative late blight resistance protein homolog R1A-4
Exons: 4
Coding region: 1-1848 (615 amino acids)
Biological process (GO): defense response to other organism
Molecular function (GO): ADP binding
Source: RefSeq, a predicted model, not a curated record